This is a messenger RNA of Paramecium tetraurelia, 1449 nucleotides long. RefSeq lists its product as uncharacterized. Gene Ontology annotation, molecular function: ATP binding; ATP hydrolysis activity. The transcript is spliced from 6 exons. Gene Ontology annotation, biological process: endosomal transport; vacuole organization. NCBI's taxonomy places the organism in Eukaryota, Ciliophora, Oligohymenophorea, Peniculida, Parameciidae. The record is from RefSeq and is a predicted model, not a curated record.
AUGUCAGAAUCGUAUUUAAACAAGUUAAGGGAUUAAGCAAUUCAAUUGAUAGUUGAAGGAAAAACUGAAUACUUAAAAGGGGCUACUCUUGAGGCCAAAUAAGGAGGUUAUGAUAAAAUGAAAUUGGGAUGUUAAGAAUUAGUAAAAUAUGCUAAACAAGAAACAAGUCCUUAAUUGUUAUAAAUUACAAGUCAAAAAUUAAAUGAGUUUACUUCAGAGAUGCAAAAUAUGAAAGCCUAUCUAGAUAAUUAUAGAGCAAGUCUAUAGGCGUAAAACUCUUUUCCUGCUUAAUAAUAGUAACAAUAAUAAUAGUUCUCAUAAAAUCCCUAACCUUAUUAAUAACCAAAAACCUAAAAUGGUAACAAUGGAUUGAACAAAAGUACUAACUAAUAGGAUGAUUAAGGAAAAUAAAAACUUGUUGAAGGAUAAUAAGCUCUUAGGAAUAAUCUAUCAACAGCUAUAGUCACUGAGAAGCCGAACGUCAAAUGGGAUGAUGUUGCUGGAUUAGAGAAAGCAAAGGAAGCCUUAAAAGAAGCUAUAAUAACGCCAAUGAGAUUCCCAGAACUCUUUUAAGGGGCACGUAAGCCUUGGAUGGGGAUCCUAUUAUAUGGACCUCCAGGAACAGGUAAAACAUUCUUAGCUAAAGCAUGUGCAACAGAAUGUGAUGGAACAUUCUUCUCUGUAUCUUCAGCAGAUUUGAUAUCUAAGUUUGUGGGAGAAUCAGAGAGAUUAAUCAAAGAGUUAUUUAAUAUGGCUAGAGAAUCAAAACCAACAAUUAUAUUCAUCGAUGAAGUGGAUUCAAUGACUGGUAAUAGAGAGAGUGGAAGUGGGAAUGAAGCCUCAUCUAGAGUUAAGACUCAAUUCUUAGUAGAAAUGCAAGGAGUUGGCAAUAACAAUGAAUCAGUUCUUGUUUUGGGUGCCACAAACUUACCAUGGACCUUGGAUCCAGCCAUUAGAAGAAGAUUUGAAAAGAGAAUUUACAUUCCCCUGCCUGAGUUUUAAGGGAGAUUGUCAUUGUUGAAAAACAAAAUGUAAGGCACUCCUAAUAAUCUAACCCCAGCUGAAUUUGAAGACAUUGCUAAGAUGCUGGAGGGAUAUUCAGGGUCUGAUAUGAAUACUUUAAUAAGAGAUGCUUGUUUUGAACCUUUAAGAAAAACCGAAAGGGCUACUCAUUUUAAAUAGAUAUAAACUCCAGAUGGAAUGAAAUACACAGCUUGUUCUCCUUCUGAUCCUUAAGGUCAAUAAAUGCGAAUGUUCGAUAUCAAAAAGGGAUAAAUUCAUUUACCAAAUACUGAAUAUGAUGAUUUCUUAAGUGUACUUCCAAAGUGUAGACCAUCUGUUUCUUAAGGUGAUCUUAAGAAAUACGAAGAUUGGACAGCUGAAUUUGGACAAGAAGGAUGAUUAAUUAUCAAAAAUAAUUUCUAAUUUGUUGAUAUUGAUAUUUCUUAA